UCAGGAUGUGUCCAAUAUUUGUGAAUGAGUAUAACGUUCGAACAGUGGUAUCAAACAGAAGUAUCGUUUUGUUAAUUUAGGUUAAUCUAAUUGUAAUUGAACAAUGAAGUAGGAUUUGAUAUUCAGCCAUGCCCACGAAGAGUCUGCAAGCAGUGGAUAUCUUAGAAGCCCUCGAAUCGAAGCUCGCGUACAUUCCAGGAGGUCGUGAUCGCGAAGGAAGACCUUUGAUAGUGGUUAAUGUUCCCUCAGAACUUCAACCGACCACGAAGCCCAGGUUGGAAACGCUGAUCGCCUAUUUCUUGUCAAUUUUUAGCGAGGAGACGAAGAAAAAUGGAUUGGUGUUGAUAGUGGACGCGCAAAGAGGUGCAUGGCGCGUGGCAAGGUCUUGCAUUAGGCUAUCUACUAUACUUCUGGGAGCUUCUGCAGCUUCUGUGAUAGUAGUGCGCCCAGACGGUUUCUGGGAUAAGAGAGUGGACAGCUGUACGAAGUCCCACAAAGAAGGAGAGCCGAUGUAUCUCACCCUGACGAGGCUCCAACUUCACAUUGACUAUGCCCAGCUGGCGUACGAACUGGGUGGCAACAAGCCGUACGACCACGCGGACUGGAUCCAGAAACGCGUGAAAGUGGAAGACUACACUAAAGAUGCAGCCGAUCUUGUUACAAAAAUGACUGACCUACACCAAAGACUGAUGAUCACUUUGGAUGGAUUUCGGAUGUCAGAAUCGGAUGAUGAUUUGGAAUCCUACUCGAGGAUGAGCAACGAUUUAACAUCUCACGCGCAACAUGUUCUUCAGUCAGGCAGAAAUUUAGUCAGUUCGAUGAGCAGAGAAUCCACGAAGGACACUUUGGACACCUCGAUAAAAAUUUACGAGCUUAUCGAUUCCAUCGAAUUGAAACAGCUGGACAUCGAAAACUCCUGGUCAGAAAUGGAAAGAAAUUUGGACACAGCCAGGGUAAUCGGUGACCUCGAGAAGGGCGUGUCGCGUGUUACAGAUUGGAUCCUGGGACCAGCGGAUGCUAUGUUGAACUCUUGUUGUCAAGUCGGAUUCGACGUCUCUUCCUCGGAGGAACUUCGUAGACGACAUGAAGAAUUGGAAUUAGAAUGCAGGGAAACUUACGGACGUUACGCGGAAUUGCUUCACAAAAUCGAUAGUUUACCAAGCACGCGUUUAUCGGGAGACUUGAAAUCUCAAAGAGAUUUCAUGGACUUCGUGUGUAGAAGCUUCGCAAACAGACUCGAGAGACGACGAAACGUGUUAAUCACUUCUCAAAGAUUUUUCAGACUAGUUUCCGAGUAUUUUGACAAAACGAGCGAGGUGUUCGACAAAUUAGUAAUGGGUAAUAGAACUCACGACUUUUCUCAAGCUGCAGUGAAUCUUCUAAAAUUGGAACAGAGUCAAGCAGUUUUAGAAACUUUAGAGUGCGAGUUGGUAAAAGAAGGUGAAAAAUUGUCAGAUAUUUUGUCCAUGCCCGUGAAGGAUGCGCUAGGUCGAGACGUGCACGUUGACUAUGGCGAGGACAUAGUGAAUGUCAGAGAUAUUUUGGAUGCAACGAACGCUAGGAAAAACAUUUUCAAUGACAGUGUCGAGUUCCAAAAACUGUCUCUAAAACAAAUCGCUUUGAUAUAUACUUACGAAAGCGACGCUAAACAGGCUGUAAUAUGGUUGAACGAUUUAUACGAUGUUCUGUUAAAAAAUCAUAUGGAAAUCGGUUGCAACGCUAUCGAAAUACAGUCGCAAAAGGAAGAACAUCAAUCGUUUCAGGAAACUGCUAAGGGGACUUAUGACUAUGGUUGUCAAUUAGCGAACGGUGCUCAAGUACUAAGAUUAUCCUGCAGGCUACCACUGGAAAGUAACGCAGCUCUGUUCUCAAGGCUGCGUCAGGCCUGGAAGCAGCUUCGAUCCGUUGGCCAAGAACAACUAACCAGACUGAGAGUGUGCGCUGUUUUCCAUAGAAGCGUCGAAGAUCACUGUUCGAAGCUACACGACUUGAUCAAGACCGUGGCAUCGCUUCGUCGAUCCUUGAGACCAGAAGACCUAGCCGCAGAAGCCCGAGCCAAGGCCGAGAUAAGAGACAUCCUGAAUAAUCGAGAAAAGCUUCUCCUCGAGGUUGGACGAAUGGUGAGGCUGGGUCGUCUCUUGAGAACACGCUUGAAGGAACCUCUCUGUCAUCAACGGCAAAAAUAA
Messenger RNA from Bombus huntii, 2186 nucleotides. RefSeq names its product SEC14 domain and spectrin repeat-containing protein 1-B. The coding region runs from base 129 to 2186 and encodes 685 amino acids. The transcript is spliced from 13 exons. The record is from RefSeq and is a predicted model, not a curated record. Lineage: Eukaryota; Metazoa; Arthropoda; Insecta; Hymenoptera; Apidae.